AUGUUUAAAGUUGUUGACAGAAAGCUGGCCGGUUGUCAACGAGAGCUGAUCGGCGCCAAGACCGUCGCGGGUCACGUUCCGAGGAUCAUCCGCAUUCCGUCAUCUUUUUCGAAUGCGACAAGCUGCAACUCGCCUCCCUCAAUGCAAUUGUCCACUAUGAGGCCUCAAAUCUUAUUGCAUCCGCAAUUGCGCACGCUGCUCCCCCGUGGUGUGCGGAGGGAUCUUAACAGCACGAUCUUCUAUCGCCUGAAGACGACUCAAACGCCGUUUCGACUCUCCAAAAAUGAAUCCCCGGCUCUGAAACCAAAGGAAAACAAUGCGACAGCUGCCCGGAGCUCACCACAGUCGGCCACGACACAUGCAAAGACCGCUAUUCGACGAGGUACGCUUUCUGUGAUAACUUGCAAUUGGAACAUUGGUCCUGACGGCAAGACAAUCUUUCUGGGGAUGUUGCGCAUCACAACCAUCUUCCUUUUUGGUGUUUCUGUCCUGGUUGUCGCACCGGCAUUUGCAUCCGAUGAGUUUCCAUGGUAUCUAGCACCCGCUGUUGUUGUUGGCGGAGCUCUCCCGAUGCUUUUCGUUUCUUAUACCUCUGCUCCAUUCGUGAAUUUCGUACACCUCGCUCUUCCUGCUUUUGCUCGGCGUUCAAAGGAACAUACGGUUCAAUAUGCGAAGAAUUUGCCUCCUACAGCUACAUUAUACAUCAACACUAUGAAGUUCACGACUAUUCCUCGACAGACCGAGGUGCGACUGGGGGACUUGGUUCCUGACAAAGCCAUUUUCCGUCCCGUGAGCUUUCGCAAUAAAAACCCUGCCCCUUUGCCCUGGUGGGCAGGAAAGACUCUACGGCAAUUCUACGCGGCAGAGAAGAGUCAGCCUGGCAGAGAGUCAACGACAUUCUAUCCCGAAUUGUGGGAACAUGUAUACAAACAGAUCCAAAAGAACCCGUCACCAAAGAAAUGA
Molecule: messenger RNA, 963 nt
Organism: Aspergillus oryzae RIB40
Lineage: Eukaryota; Fungi; Ascomycota; Eurotiomycetes; Eurotiales; Aspergillaceae
Exons: 3
Coding region: 1-963 (320 amino acids)
Source: RefSeq, a predicted model, not a curated record